AUGGACCACGGUCAUUCAGGUCAUGACGGCCAUUCUAUGCCCAUGCCUCACGAUAAACCCAUGUGUGCGAUGAACAUGUUAUGGAAUAACCAAAUCGCAGAUACAUGUGUCGUCUUCAAAUCAUGGCAUAUUCAUGGACCAUGGACUAUGGUGUUAUCAUGUAUCGCUGUCAUCGCCGUCGCCAUCUUCUACUCUUUCCUACUUCAUCAGAUGAAAAGACUGGACAUCAAACUCGCUUAUGGCCUGUCCAAUUCCGCUGGGAGGAGAGAGGGAUCGAGUACGAGGAGAGAAAGUUUGAUUCCACCCAUACCUACUGGAUAUAACGCUAUAGAGACUGGUAAUGUCAAAACGAGUCUGGUCAGUAUCGCUUUAGUACUGAUGAACAGUACUCGAUUACCUAUGCAGGCUCGUCUGUUCCGAGCUUUCCUUUAUGCCAUGUCCGUUACCAUAUCAUUCUGGUUGAUGUUAGUCGCUAUGACAUACAACACUUUCCUCUUCUUUUCCAUAGUUGUCGGAGCAUUCAUAGGUCAUGUCAUGUACGAAGGGGAAAUUGAUAUUGGGUCUUUGCUGGGCGGUGCCGGGGCCAAAGGUCUGGCUUGUCAUUAG
Molecule: messenger RNA, 606 nt
Organism: Tremella mesenterica DSM 1558
Lineage: Eukaryota; Fungi; Basidiomycota; Tremellomycetes; Tremellales; Tremellaceae
Exons: 6
Coding region: 1-606 (201 amino acids)
Biological process (GO): copper ion transmembrane transport
Cellular component (GO): membrane
Molecular function (GO): copper ion transmembrane transporter activity
Source: RefSeq, a predicted model, not a curated record